Plutella xylostella (diamondback moth) is the source of this 2180-nucleotide messenger RNA. Its product is annotated as nitrilase and fragile histidine triad fusion protein NitFhit. NCBI's taxonomy places the organism in Eukaryota, Metazoa, Arthropoda, Insecta, Lepidoptera, Plutellidae. The record is from RefSeq and is a predicted model, not a curated record. Gene Ontology annotation, molecular function: hydrolase activity, acting on carbon-nitrogen (but not peptide) bonds, in linear amides; bis(5'-adenosyl)-triphosphatase activity. Gene Ontology annotation, biological process: nucleobase-containing compound metabolic process.
CAUGUUUGUCAGAUGGUUUGUCAACAAAAACACUCAUCAAAAUUAUCAAAAAUCCAAUUUUCUUGCGAAAAGAAACUCCACUAAAUUCUACAUUCAUUGUCUUAUAGAUGAUUCACUUAAGGCUAAGUUUGCUAAGAACGAUAAGUACAAGCUACAAAGUGAUAAGAAAAGCCAGUGGAGGCAGCAAGAUGUCAGAACGGAAGAUAGCAGUAUGCCAAAUGACCUCCAUCGGAGAUAAGGCUAAGAACUUGGAGGUGGUCUCCAAACUUGUGAGUGAUGCUUCAAAGGAGAAUGUAGAGAUGCUGUUCUUCCCAGAAGCGUGUGACUUCAUAUUUGACAACAAGAAGUCUAUGCUGGAAGCGGCCGAGCCACUCGGAGGCUCCCUAGUGGGACAGUACAGGACGCUGGCGAGGGACCAUGGGGUGUGGCUGUCUAUGGGUGGAGUUCAUGAGAAGGAUGAGACCGACACAUCAAAAGUGUACAACACGCACAUAAUAAUAGACAAUACCGGCUCUAUAGUGCAGACUUACCGGAAGCUACAUCUCUUCGACGUGGAGAUCCCGGAGAGGAACGUGCGACUGAAGGAGAGUGAUUUCUCCAAAGCCGGCUGCCAUAUUGUCACUCCGGUGACUAGUCCGGUCGGGAAGAUUGGUUUGGGUAUCUGCUAUGAUCUCAGGUUUCCGGAGCUAAGUACCCAGCUAGCGAUGCUGGGGGCUGAUAUACUCACAUAUCCAUCUGCUUUCACCCACGCUACGGGGCAGGCGCACUGGGAGAUCAUGCUGAGAGCAAGAGCAAUAGAAAACCAAUGCUACGUGAUAGCGGCGGCGCAAGUCGGUCACCACAACGAGAAAAGGCGGUCUUAUGGCCGAGCGAUGUGCGUGAGUCCGUGGGGCGACAUACUGGCCGACUGUGGCCUGGAAGAUACUGCGUGUUAUAAGACCGCCGUGGUCGAUAUGAAACUUUUGCAGAAUGUAAGAACGAAUAUGCCGGUUUUCUCGCAUAGGAGACGCGACGUGUACUCACUGUACUGCUUCAGUCUCCGCAAGAACCUUCUGGACGCCGCGCCCGCCGCGCCAUCUGGCGGGGAGACCGAGUAUAAGGGGGCUACUAAUGUUUUCGGCCAUGUGCUGGUGCCAGAGACGUGCGUGUUCUACAAGAGCAAGUUGACGUACGCCUUCGUCAACAAACGUUGCGUGGUCCCGGGCCACGUGUUGGUGGCGCCGGCGCGCCUCGCGGAGAGGAACCUCGACCUGUCGGAGCAGGAGGCCGACGACUUCUACAAGACUGUGAGGCUUGUGCAGAAGUUGAUGGAGCGAGUUCACAAAACAAAUUCCUGCACAGUCACCAUACAGGAUGGUGAAUACGCGGGACAAACUGUUAAGCACCUCCACUGCCACAUAAUGCCGAGGAAAAAGGGAGACUUCAUUGAAAACGACCACAUAUACUUGGAGCUCGCCAAGCACGACCAACUCGUUGCCGGAUAUCCGGCGAAACCCGGAAGGACUUUAGCGGAAAUGGAGGAAGAGGCAGCCAUGUUGCGAAAAGAAAUACAAAAACUUUUAGUAGUCGAAAGUUAGCCAUUGCUUGUGAUAUGUAAAUAGAUUUUUAAAAUAAGCGUAAGUUAUUCUGACAAAUAUACGAUAAUUUAACUUAAAAUCUGUUUUAUUAUGAUAUAUGAGAAAUAAAACUUCGUUUGUACUAAAUACAUCUAUAAUAUACCGUUGUUUUCAGUUUUAGUGAGUACGUUAUCUAUAAUAUUUUUGACCGUAGAUUUUUUCUUAUACAAUAGUCAUACUUUCAAUAGAAACAACAUUAAUAGUAAUAUUUAAAUAUAACUAGAAAUAUAUAUUAAAAGCUGCUGUUAAACCAACAAUGUUUCCAGAUCCUUCUUUCAGACUUAAAUAGAAGAUAUAUUUAUUCGUCUCCGCAGGGUGAUUUCAAACCUAUGUUUAAUAAAUUGAUGCAAUUUAAUUAUGUAUGUAAAUAUAACUGUAUAACGUCACUGAAUAAAGAAACUACAUGAAAAUGUCUAAAGCACUCAUGCUAUGUCGCUCUAAUCGUGGAUCUGUGAAUACCCUGCCUAUUUAUAGGGUGUUGAAAAAAGGGUAUACUAAGCCGUAACCAGCUUGUGCAGCAUGUUAUAUCUAAGUCCGAAUCUGAAAACAGAAUUUCGAAUUUCG